AUGCUUGCUAAUUUUAACAAAGACAAAAAGGAUAAUGACUUUAAAGUCGGUGAUAUGGUAUACGUUAAAGAGAAAAGACCUUCUAAGAAAUGGAACAAGUUAGCUCCAAUUUAUGCAGGUCCGUAUGAAAUAAUUAACGUUGACAAAUAUAAUAAUAUUACUAUUAAAGAUUAUGUAUCUGGUGUAACAAGAAUUAGUACUAAAUCUAAGAUUUUAAAUUCUAAAUACUUUAAGCACGCUGAAAUAGAAGAUUUAGAAAAUUCAGUUGUUAACAAAGAUACUUCCGUUCUAGACAAGACAGAUAGUUUUGUCUCAGAUAAUGAUGACGACGUGAUGUCAGUCAACGAUAGUGACGAAGAUACCAAUCACUCAGUAGAAGACGGUAUGGAUUUAGUCGAAACUAGUCAAAACAAUCACAGUGAAGUGAAGCAGAAUAUGACUACCGACGAAACAGUCGAGACUGAAAUAGAUUCGUCUCUCAUGCCUACCGGUGUCGUUUCAGAUUUUAUGAAAUCAGAUGUAAUCAAAAGCAAGAACACUCAUGAAGAAGUAUUACAUGUUUUAGAAAGCAACAAGGAUUUAAAUCUCAAAUACAUUAAAUUGUUAAGAGAGUUAAUAGAAAACGAGAAAGAUUUAGAUCAGAGAAAUAAAGUAUCUGAUAAGUCGAAUCUCCUCGUCCGUUCGCUGAUGAAAUCUAAAUUACAUCCAUCUAUUUUCAAAAUCAUGCAGAAGAGAAGUUUUGUGAUUUCAGCGAAAAGAAGUAUUCCUUUUGUUGAGUACUUAGUUAAGAUCAGUCAUACUGUUGGUUGGGUUCCAUCCUCCGAAAUGAUUGGUGCCACCAAAGAAGUCUCUAGUUUCAAUUCGAUUGUUGGAAAGUUGAACGCUGCCGUAACAAAGCCUGUCCAAAUUAAUAUGUUACGUGCUAGAAGAUCGAACGUCUACAGUUCCUUAAAGUCAUGUUACAACAAAGCUCAAAUCAAUCGUCUACACUUCAAGUUACACCGAAUCCAAUCCCAGCUAGAGUCUGUUUUACAAAUAAAUGCCAGAUCCAACCGAUCAACAACAACAACAACCACAACAACUAGUAGUGCAACAGCACCUACUGAUACAACAACCACAACAAAUGAUCUUACGAUGAAUGAUCUCGAGAACAAUAAUGAUAAUGAUUCAAUCCCAUCAACCUCUAUGUUAUUCCCGGAUGUUACUCCCAACAACACUCGUCCAGACCCGCUCCCAUCCGAUUUAUUCAAAUCUACUCUGGCUGCCUCCAAAUUACCGAUCUCCUCUGUUGUCGCUCCAAGCCAGUCGGAUAACUAA
This is a messenger RNA of Heterostelium album PN500, 1317 nucleotides long. RefSeq lists its product as uncharacterized. The record is from RefSeq and is a predicted model, not a curated record. The coding region runs from base 1 to 1317 and encodes 438 amino acids. The transcript is spliced from 2 exons. Lineage: Eukaryota; Evosea; Eumycetozoa; Acytosteliales; Acytosteliaceae.